Messenger RNA from Drosophila simulans, 2782 nucleotides. RefSeq lists its product as uncharacterized. Gene Ontology annotation, molecular function: catalytic activity. Gene Ontology annotation, biological process: nucleoside metabolic process. The transcript is spliced from 10 exons. Lineage: Eukaryota; Metazoa; Arthropoda; Insecta; Diptera; Drosophilidae. Bases 401 to 2464 code for a protein of 687 amino acids. The record is from RefSeq and is a predicted model, not a curated record.
GCAACCGAAAGCCGAGUCUGGUCAGUCGAAAAGCGAACUUUGAACAAAACGGACGUUGGAAAGGGUUUCCAUCUAUCAACAUCUAUCCCCGUGUUUUCGUUUUGUUUUUGCCGGCAUUUUGGCAAGUAGUGAAAUAAACGAAGCAAACCAACAAGGAAAACAUAAAACAAAUUAAGCAAAUAAUAGUGACCGAAAAGGGAGAACCGGUUGCAAAUCAAGUGGCAAAUAAAACACGUCAUUUGUUCGUUUGUCGAUCCAGCAGCAACAGCACCAGCAGCAAGUUUGGGCUCAAGGACGUCGCCGGAGCAGCGGUAUCGUAUCGGAUCGAAGGAGCAGCAGUUCCAGCAGCAGGGAGCAGGAGAAGCAGGAGGAGCAAGGCGGAGCAACCAGCACCAGAACCAUGUCGGAGCGCAGGAGUCACAUACAGAUGGCGCCGCCACCGCCGCCCCCCAAGCCAAACAAAUCGCAGACAGCCAAUGGAAAUGGAAAUGGGAACGGCACAGGCAUUGGAACUGGCAUUGGCAACGGAACCCUGCCGAAUGGCAAUAAAAACUAUAACAAAAUUGUCGCAGGCCAAGACCAGGAGCCGCUGGCUCAGAACUCGAGCGGCGUUCGAAGGAGCCAGUCGCCACCACGCACAGAACAGGUCGUGAUGACGCCACGCGGUAAAACGGCCAAUAGCACGGUGAUCCUCAUCGAGCGCAAGCUGGUCGAUGAGAUCAAUGAUCGCGUCCAUGUCGCCGGCGGCGAUCACACGGGCAUCAUCAUCAACAAGGACACGGUCGCCGGGCAGAAGAGCGCCAGCAAGGCGGCAGCGCUCUCGCUGGAGUUCCGCGUCUUCCUGGUCAGCGCCAAUACGGGCAAGCAUUCGCAGGAGUCGCGCACCCUGCGCUUCUGGUUCCGCGACUGGCUGACCAACGAGGAGAAGCAGGCCCACAUCGCCCAGGACUUCUUCAAGGAGCUGGUCAGUCCGCAGGACUUUCCCAGAGACUACGUGGGCUUCAUCAAGAAGAUAAUGAAGCUCCUGCAGCACGGAUACACGGAGAUCCAGUCGAUCGAGAUUGAACUGCGCAUCCUGGAGGAGACCUCCGCACCUCCCUCGCGACCACCCCGGGAUGGGUACAUCAUCUACUGCUACGGCGACUGCAACCGAAAGUUCGAGGAGGCGCUGAUGGCGCAGCGGAAGACAGUUUCCCUCGAGGAAUCGCAGUUCGAAUCUCCGCCGUUGACCCAGGAGAAGGUGCUGGAGCUUAUCGAGCAGGCAUACCCCAAUCCCGUGUCCCCCGAGGAUCUGGCCAAGGACUAUGGCUGGAGCGAGCAGGAUGUGCUGCUGGUGAUCAAGUCGCUGCAGGAGCGCGGUCUGAUCAAGUCGAUGGAGUACAACGCGUACACCCGCAUCCACCACGAGGAUAAGGAGAUUAAGGUGGUCAAGCAGAUGCCCACGAUCGCCUCCAACAAGCAGCCCACCAUUGCCAUCAUCACGGCGCAGUAUUGCGAGAAGCUCGCCGUGGACGCGAUGCUCGAGAACAAGGAGACAUUCGUCCGAUACACCACAGUCGAUUCCGAUCCCAAUCUAACGAACUCACUCAGAAAGUCCAAAAAGAAACGAAGAUUCGGCGAAUCGAAUGUGUAUACCCUGGGCAACAUCGGGGCGCACAGGAUCGUGAGCACCAAGCUCCCGUCGGUGGGCAGCAAUCGGGAGGCGAUGACGGCGACGGGCAAUACCACCACCCGUCUGCUGGGCACAUUCCAGAAGGUCGACUUUGUCUUCAUCGUGGGCGUAGCCGGUGGCGUUCCCCACUACACGGACUACAAGAAGCACGUGCGACUGGGCGAUGUCGUCAUCUCGUAUGUGGACAAGCAGCGGGCACUGAUCAGCAAUAGCAAGGAGAAGCCGUACGUGUACUUGUACAAGAGCGGCGAGGACGUGAAGACCUACUUCCCGGUGAACGAUUCGCUGCAGCAGAUCGCCGAGAGCCUGCAGGCCAACAUGCAGGUGAAGCGGCCGUGGGAGGACUACCUGAACCAGGCCCAGCAGGCGCUGGCCCAGAAGACGGAUGCCGACUUCAACCGGCCGGACGCGCGGACGGACAAACUGUUCAUGAACAUUGGAAACAACGAGGUGAUCGAGGUGGCCCACCCCAUUGCCGCCGACGAGGUGGACGGUGUGAAUCGGCUGCGACUCCAUCUGGGUCCCAUUGGAUCCGGUAGGGAUCUGGUGAGGAGCGACGAGCUGCGCACCCAGUUCGCCAGGAAGUACGGCCUACUAGCCACCGAUGUGGAGAUGAGCAGCGUGCUGGACAGCAUCAUUGGCAACUGCAGAGAGAGCUUUAUACUGGUGAAGGGCAUCGCUGACUACAAGGACGGCACGUCCACCAGGAAGUGGCAGAACUUCGCUGCCAUUUCGGCGGCGUCGGUGGUCAAGUCGGUUAUCUGCGGCAUGGACGCGCCCACGAAUGUAUAGGAGGCGGGGCUUCGAAUCCCCUAUUACCUCCAUUCCCUCCCCCUCCCCUCUCCCAGCAGUCCUAGCAUUUGAUUUGCCUCCAAUUUUCGUACCAAUCCCGCUGCGGCGCCCCACUAUUCGUAAACCAAAAUGUGCAUAGAUUGCAUCAUAUAUAAUGUAUGUUCGCGUAAUAUUGUAUUAAAUGAUUUCUUGUUAUUUAUUUUGUUAUAACUUUUGUACUACAAUCAAUCUAAUUUACACACAAACACUUGACGUAUAUAAACACAUAUAUACAGCAGUAAAUAAAUAUCGCAACUAAGCUUGCAAACACUAAGAAUA